This is a messenger RNA of Fusarium coffeatum, 1596 nucleotides long. RefSeq lists its product as uncharacterized. The coding region runs from base 1 to 1596 and encodes 531 amino acids. The record is from RefSeq and is a predicted model, not a curated record. Lineage: Eukaryota; Fungi; Ascomycota; Sordariomycetes; Hypocreales; Nectriaceae. The transcript has 4 exons.
AUGCUUAAUUUCAAGCAAAAACAACGUGCAGCCCGUAUUCAACAACUUGAAUCCUACCAUGCCCCCUUCAGCGAUCUAGACAGAGAGAUCGUCAACAAGCCUAUUAAAGAACUUGUUCAAGAGGCCCAAAAUGAUUCAAGCAAAGCUAAAGAAAAUCUUGACACUUAUGGGAAGGUGGCCCUCAACGCACAUGAGAAGACCAACUGUCUGACAGAAGGACCCCUAGCGGGAAUUCCUGUGAGCUUGAAAGAUACUGUUGAAGUGGAAGGGUAUGAUAGUACUGUUGGUAUGAGUACACACAUUUCCAAGCCGCUCAGACAGGAUGGAAAUAUGGUUAGGAUCUUGAAAGACGCGGGCGCUGUGCCGUAUGUCAAAACGAACGUCCCUAUCACGCUCCUAAGCUUUGAGUCAUCGAACCAUGUCUGGGGAGAGACGGCCAACCCAUAUAAUAAGGAAUAUACCGCUGGCGGUUCAACAGGUGGUGAAGGUGCAUUAUUGGCACUAGGUGGUCGAAUCGGCAUCGGAAGUGAUGUCGCCGGUAGUGUCCGAUGCCCGGCUCACUUUUCCGGUUGCUACGCUCUCAAAUGUUCGACGGGUAGAUGGCUCAAGACAGGUGUUGUGACGAGUAUGCCAGGUCAAGAUGGUGUUCCGGCAGUCUACAGCCCCAUGGCACGUACACUCAACGACUUGACUUACUUCACUCGAUCGAUUAUUCAGAUGAAGCCCUGGACUUAUGACUAUUCUUGUCACCCAUUGCCCUGGAGGUCCGAUAUUGAACAGGAGUACACAGAGAAAAAGAGUCUGCGAGUGGGCAUUCUUCGUUCAGAUGGUGUCGUUGAUCCAAGUCCUGCCUGCCAAAGAGCCUUGGAGAUGACUGAAGCUGCGCUUAGAGAAGCAGGACACGAAAUUAUUGAGAUCGAUCCUCCUUCUCCUUACGAAGCCCUACGCCUAGCUUCCAUCCUUCUAUGCAGUGAUGGUCUCCAAACUGUCAAGUCCUUCUUCAGCACAGGCGAAUCGAACGACCGAGGUGCUGCCCAAAUGACCUUUUAUUUUAAUCUUCCUCGACCCAUUAAGUACUUACACUACCUCUGGGUGAAGUACGUCCGCAAGGAUGAUAUCUGGGCUGGACUUCUGCGCAACUGGCACCCUCAAUCUGGGUACGAGAUUUGGCAGCUCAAUGCCCAACGGGAGCUUUACAAAAGACGCUGGUAUGAUUGGUGGUCCAACGCAGGAAUUGAUUGCAUGAUUGCGCCUCCAAAUGCUACCCCGGCCGUUCCUCACAAAGGCAUGCAUGAUGCCUGCAGCAGCUGCGGCUAUACGUUCAUGUUUAACUUGCUUGAUUAUACCGCCGGCGUUCUACCGGUCACUCAUGUUGAUAAAAGUCAAGACCAAUUACCAAAAGACUUCAAUUUCAAGAGCCUUAAUGGCGUGGCGCAGGGUGCGUAUAAACUAUACGACGCCACCGCCAUGCAUGGGUUACCGGUGGGUGUUCAAGUAAUUGGACGUCGAUUGGAAGAAGAGAAAGUGUUGGCAAUCAUGAAGAGAGUUGAGGAUGCUUUAGGUGAUGAAAGAUUCCCUUUGCUCGAACUAGACUAG